AUGUGCUGUCAAAAAAGUUUUAUUUACAAGCGGCGUAAACAUUAAUAAUUAAUAAAACUAACAAAUUAAAACCAUGGCGAUACGUACAUACGGUGAUAAACCCAUAAGUUUCCAACUGGAAGAGAAUGGCGAAUAUUACUGCGUCGGAUCCGAGGUCGGCAAUUAUCUGCGGCUUUUCCGCGGCUCCCUUUACAAAAAGUACCCGGGAAUGUACCGCAGAUCCAUAACGAAUGAGGAACGUAAACGGCUGAUUGAUUUGGGGUUGUCCCAGCAUGUAUUGGCAAGCAGUGUGUCACUUCUUCGUGCUACUGAAGUCGAGGACAUUAUUGAGGGCAACGAUGAAAAUUUUAGGUACAAGGCAGUGUCGGUACACACAAGUGAUCCACCCCUGGUGCGUGAGGGCAAGAGCAAGAAAAACAUGCAGUGGGUCCCUUCAUUGCCCAAUUCCAGUCACCUGGACGCAGUGCCGCAGGCCACCCCCAUCAACAGGAACAGAGUAGCAGCCAAAAAGGUCAGAACGUUCCCGCUGUGCUUUGACGACACAGACCCGGAAAUUAACGCAGAGAACGCCUGCCAAGCUGAAUGUUUGGUGCCCAUACGUCUGGACAUGGAAAUCGAGGGGCAAAAGCUGCGUGACACGUUCACGUGGAACAAGAACGAAAGUCUGAUCUCACCGGAACAGUUCGCCGAAGUUCUGUGCGACGAUUUGGAUUUGAAUCCUUUGACUUUUGUACCGGCGAUUGCUCAGGCCAUCCGUCAGCAGCUCGAGGCGUUCCCGCCCGAUCCGCCCAGUAUUAUCGAGGAGGCGUGCGAUCAAAGGGUUAUUAUUAAGUUGAACAUUCACGUGGGCAACACGUCAUUGGUGGAUCAGAUUGAAUGGGACAUGAGUGAGAAGCAGAACAAUCCAGAGGAGUUUGCGCUCAGACUGUGCGCCGAAUUGGGUUUGGGAGGAGAGUUUGUGACUGCCAUUGCUUAUUCAAUUAGAGGGCAACUGUCAUGGCAUCAGAGAACUUACGCCUUUUCAGAGGCGCCCCUUCCCACUGUCGACGUCCCAUUUAGGUCUACAAGUGAAAGUGAUGCUUGGGCACCAUUUUUGGAGACAUUAACUGAUGCAGAAAUGGAAAAGAAGAUCAGAGAUCAAGACAGGAAUACCAGGAGAAUCAGACGAUUGGCCAAUACCACUCCAGGGUGGUAGAAUAAAACAUUUUAAUUAUUUUACUUUAUUUGUUAAGUAGAAAUUGAUUUUAGAAUAUUUUUACUUUACUGUUUAUAAACCAAAUCAUCUCAUUUAUAUUUUAAUUUUAUAAUAAGCUUAAAUAAAAAACAGUAUUGGGUUUAAAAAUAA
Molecule: messenger RNA, 1345 nt
Organism: Aethina tumida (small hive beetle)
Lineage: Eukaryota; Metazoa; Arthropoda; Insecta; Coleoptera; Nitidulidae
Gene: Snr1
Product: SWI/SNF-related matrix-associated actin-dependent regulator of chromatin subfamily B member 1
Exons: 4
Coding region: 74-1195 (373 amino acids)
Biological process (GO): chromatin remodeling; regulation of transcription by RNA polymerase II
Cellular component (GO): nucleus; nuclear chromosome
Molecular function (GO): transcription coregulator activity
Source: RefSeq, a predicted model, not a curated record